CGUGGCUUCCGGCGGCAGGCGCCGCGCUUGCGCUGUUCCGGCCGGAUGGCGGCUCCGCUGCUCGACACGAGCCUGCCGGGGGAUGUGGCGGCUGCGGCCUCUGCCACGCUGGGCAUGUCGCGCACUGGGCUGUCGGAUAUGCUUGCAUUAGACAGUGAUUUCUUCAAUUCUCCCCCAAGAAAAACUGUUCGGUUUGGUGGAACUGUGGCAGAAGUCUUACUGAAAUACAAAAAGGGUCAAACAAAUGACUUAGAGUUGUUGAAGAACCAGCUCUCAGACCCUGAUAUAAAGGAUGACCAGAUCAUUAACUGGCUGCUGGAAUUUCGCUCCUCUGUUAUGUACUUGACAAAAGACUUUGAGCAACUUAUAAACAUCAUAUUGAGAUUGCCUUGGUUGAAGAGAAGUCAGACAGUGGUGGAGGAGUAUUUGGCUUUUCUUGGUAAUCUUGUGUCUGCGCAAACUGUCUUCCUUAGACCAUGUCUCAGCAUGAUUGCUUCUCAUUUUGUACCUCCCCGAGUGAUCAUUAAGGAAGGUGGCGUAGAUGUUUCAGAUUCUGAUGAUGAAGAUGACAAUCUUCCUGCAAAUUUUGACACAUGUCAUAGAGCCUUGCAAAUAAUAACAAGAUAUGUCCCAUCGACACCAUGGUUUCUAAUGCCAAUACUGGUAGACAAAUUUCCAUUUGUGAGAAAAUCAGAGAGAACAUUGGAAUGUUAUGUUCAUAAUUUACUAAGGAUAAGUGUGUAUUUUCCAACUUUGAGGCGUGAAAUCCUGGAGCUUGUUAUUGAAAAAUUACUCAAGUUAGAUGUGAGUGUAUCCCGGCAGGAUAUUGAAGAUGCUGAAGAGGCAGCAGCUCAGUCUUGUGGUGGGACAGAUACCACAGAAGGAUUGUUUAAUAUGGAUGAAGAUGAGGACACUGAACCUAGAAAGAAAGCUGACCUAGAUCGGCCUAGCCAGAUGGCUCAUCCUAUCGCCGAGCGCCUGGAUAUCCUGCUGUCCUUGCUUCUGUCCUACAUUGAGGAUGUCUGCCAUGUGGAUGGUAAUAACCAGAGUAACCUAGAUAGUUGGUCGAUAUCUUGCAAAUGAGAUAAGAAAGGGUCA
This is a messenger RNA of Onychomys torridus (southern grasshopper mouse), 1098 nucleotides long. It is a transcript of the gene Rrn3, whose product is annotated as RRN3 homolog, RNA polymerase I transcription factor. Gene Ontology annotation, biological process: transcription initiation at RNA polymerase I promoter. NCBI's taxonomy places the organism in Eukaryota, Metazoa, Chordata, Mammalia, Rodentia, Cricetidae. The record is from RefSeq and is a predicted model, not a curated record. Gene Ontology annotation, molecular function: RNA polymerase I general transcription initiation factor activity; RNA polymerase I core binding. Gene Ontology annotation, cellular component: nucleus. The transcript has 11 exons. The coding region runs from base 46 to 1083 and encodes 345 amino acids.